AUGGCGUUCAACUUCAACUGGUCGCCUUUAAUGGCAGACGCGGGUUUCUACACUCGCGCUCAAGAUCUGCUCACGGCCGCCCUCAAUAAGUCGCCCAAACCCCCCAUCAUCGUCGAUGACAUCCACGUCACCGAACUCAACCUGGGCUCCAUCCCACCGGACCUGGAAAUCCUGGAAAUCGGGGACUUGGCCGAGGAUCGCUUUCGCGGGAUCUUCAAGAUGUCGUAUACCGGCGACGCUUUCCUCACACUGAAGACCCGAGUCCAGGCAAAUCCACUGAAUACUUUCCUCCUUACACGGCCGACCUUUGGGUCGCCCGUGCCUCUGGCUGCCGCUACACCGCUCACGAUACCUCUGCAAAUCACCUUGUCGGAUUUCAAACUGUCUGGAUUCGUGAUACUGGUGUUUUCGAAACAAAAAGGCAUUACAGUCGUCUUCCGCAACGAUCCCCUAGAAUCGCUUAAGGUUUCAUCGACAUUUGAUUCCAUCCCCUUCGUGCGCGACUUCCUGCAAAAAGAGAUUGAGGCUCAGCUCCGGAUCUUGUUCAUGGACGAACUUCCCGCUAUCAUUCAUCGACUAUCGCUCCGGUUAUGGGUGCCCGAAUACCGCACCGGGGAGGAAAUGAACGACGAAACCGAUAACACAACCGCCACAAGUGAAGGCCCCGGUCAGGACCCCCUCGCGAGCCCGCCCCAAGACCCCGUCGACUCUCUCGGAAACGCUCUGAAUGAAUCCGAAAUCGCAUCGCUCUCCUUGGACUCUUCCGUCGAAACCCAUUCCCUGUUCUCGCAGAAGAACCUCCUUCGCCUCGCCGCUCUGACCGAUUCGCAACGCACACUAUCACUGUUCACGCCCUCCAUCAAUGAAGUCGUGUAUCGAGCAUGGACCUCUCCCACCGACACGAGCGAGCUCCCCUCCAGCGUUGUUUCGCCGCUCAGCCCAAAUCUGUCUCGUACACACUCGCACAUCGGUAGCAUGUCCUCCUUCCACGAAACCGCCAGCACCGUGUCCAUGAGUCGUUCAUCCUCCACACCAAGUCACGCUUUCAGCUCCAGCACCUAUGGCCUGAGUCUGGGUGCGGGUCGUCACUCCAAGGCCCACUCACGCAAGCGCAAGAAGCGCGUGGUUGACCUGCGCCGCCCCAAGACCACCGAUGACGCCAUGAGCGUCAGCGACGAGAGUGUUAUCACCGAGUCAUCCAGACCCCCGUCCAUUGCCUCGGCACCUCUCCCCAUCGUCAACGAACAGUCUGAUGACCCGGUGACACCACCUUUCUCCCCGCAAAGCGAUUUCCAUCUCCCCGCGAUCCCGGAGAGACAUCGAUCCAGCCUGUCUCGCCCAAACCGCGACCUCUCCUACUCCCACGAAACAAUCCGCGCACCCAAGGCCGAGGACGUGGACGCCACUCCCCGUGCCACCGUACGCGGUGUCACCCACGAGAAGGCCGAAGCGGGGCCUUCUCGCCCAUUACCCUCGGCUGCUCUUCCGUUCACGGAAGAGAAGUCCAGUGACGGCGUCGACUCCGUCCUAGUUGAAAAACUAGCUGGUGAAAUCGCGCGUCGAAUGCGCGAGGAUAAAAUGAUGACCAAUGCCUGCAGUGGCUUCUGGACUCGUCAGCAUGAAGAUGCCCCUCCUCCGGCCUAUGGCCACUGA
Penicillium brevicompactum is the source of this 1653-nucleotide messenger RNA. Its product is annotated as MDM34 family protein. Bases 1 to 1653 code for a protein of 550 amino acids. The record is from RefSeq and is a predicted model, not a curated record. The transcript has 2 exons. Lineage: Eukaryota; Fungi; Ascomycota; Eurotiomycetes; Eurotiales; Aspergillaceae. Gene Ontology annotation, molecular function: lipid binding. Gene Ontology annotation, cellular component: ERMES complex. Gene Ontology annotation, biological process: mitochondrion organization; phospholipid transport.